Messenger RNA from Brassica napus (rape), 4034 nucleotides. RefSeq names its product transcription factor RSL2. The record is from RefSeq and is a predicted model, not a curated record. The coding region runs from base 1074 to 1997 and encodes 307 amino acids. Gene Ontology annotation, cellular component: nucleus. NCBI's taxonomy places the organism in Eukaryota, Viridiplantae, Streptophyta, Magnoliopsida, Brassicales, Brassicaceae. The transcript is spliced from 3 exons. Gene Ontology annotation, biological process: regulation of transcription by RNA polymerase II. Gene Ontology annotation, molecular function: protein dimerization activity; RNA polymerase II cis-regulatory region sequence-specific DNA binding; DNA-binding transcription factor activity, RNA polymerase II-specific.
UUAUAUUAAGCACAGGUACACUGAUCUUUAAUGUCUUUUAUUCGUCAAACUGUCAGUUUUUCCUACCUAUAUCCCUUUUGGGGGGUGCGUUUCCUAAUUCUGAUUCUACCCCUUUUAAUAUGCAUCAAAUGUAUAAUAAUGUAACUCUAUAUAUUGCAUAAGACUUCUAGGCAACUAGAUGCAUCUUUUUUUCAAUUGAUGAACGGGAAGAACAUAUAGUUAUCCUCCCAUAGACCCAUUUAGAUUAUUUGUUAGUUAUGUAAAGUAUGAAAUUGAUUAAUACUACUUUAAAGUAAAAUACACACAUUUUAUCAAAUGAUAGGAAUAUUCUGAAGAUAUGUAGAAUAUUAUAGAAAAAAAUAUUGUACCUAUUAAACUAAAACAUACCUUUGCUAUAUCACGGCAGAUUAAACUACUAUUAACGAAAUUGUUUGAAAGUUAUCUUUUAAAGAUUGAACUCAAUGGAGUAGUUGAAAGCUUUUGUAAAACGUAAACCUAAUCCUAAAUAAGAUAUAACCUACUUUGUAGUCGAAGAAUCUAGUGAGCUUCCCCAGUUUGUUAUCCAAAAUUCUAUUAAAAACACAUCAUGUGUACUGUGAAUACAGCCAAACUCAUGCUUUUUGCAUUAUUAAUCAUUGGUCAUAAAUCAUAAAUCAGGUAUAUCAUCCGAAGAUAUUCUUUUUGUUUUACUUAAUAUUUAUGUGUUUAAUUAACAAAUAUGUAAUAGUGUAUUAAACUAAGCAAUAAGAUAACCGGAAAUGCAUUAAGUCAUAAACGAGAAACGACAAAAAAAAAUGUUUUGAAGACCAAGUAGUAUAGAGCCCACCAUUUAGCUGUCGAUAUCUAAGGAUAUCCCCGGACUUGGUUAUUUAUAAAUUAAUUUAGAGAGAUGAUUGUAAUUUGUGACAUAAGUGUUGACAUUUUAUCCACUAUCUAUCAUGUUCUAUAUAAACAUCCGAAUUCAUCUCCCCAAUUCCCUCACUUCUCACAAGACUUCGAACAAACAAAACUAACUAAUCUUCUUGAUUAAGAUUAAUCUCAUUUAAGACGUUUAAGUUAAUAACAAAAAUAAAAUGGAAGCUAUGGGAGAAUGGAGCAACAACCUCGGAGGAAUGUACACCUAUGCAACCGAAGAAACCGAUUUCAUGAACCAGCUCCUUGCUUCCUACGAUCAUCCUGGCACUGGCUCAUCCUCAGGCACAGUCGGCGGAGACCAACAGGGCUUGUAUUGGAGCCUUGGUUCUAAUCACAACCAUCUUUCCCUCAUGCCUGAAGCCAGUAGCUUCGGUUUUUCUGGGGAGAGCAGCAGCUACAGCGUUGCGGACAGCAGAUACUACACGGUGGUACCACCCACGGUUGAAGAGACUAACAAUGGGUCAUUGGGCUUUGGGAUGGAAGAUGCGACCGUCAACACCAACUCCUAUCUUGUUGGUGAGGAGACAAGUGAGUGUGACGUUGAGAAAUACUCAUCUGGAAAGACUCUUUUACCAUUGGAAACUGUCGUGGAGAAUCACGAUGACGGGGAGAGUAUGUUGCAAUCCGAGACUACUACUGACUAUCAUAGAUCUCUCGCCGGGUCUAAGAAGAGAUCGCGGGCGACAUCUACUGAUAAAAACAAGAGAUCAAAAGUGGGUAAGAGGGGCCAAAAAGGCAUAGAGAUGACUUGUGAUAACAACAAUAGAGGAGAAGAGGAAGAAGGAGAGAAGGUGAAAAGAAGAAAGAGUGGGGCUAUGAUGAGUAGACAGAACUCGAGCACCACAUUCUGUUCCGAGGAAGAAUCACAGUGCCCUUCUCAGGACGUUGGAGGAGAAGAGGACGAAGAUGCCUCCAAGGCCCUCAACCUCAACGGCAAGACCAGAGCCAGCCGUGGUGCUGCCACCGACCCUCAAAGCCUCUACGCAAGGAAAAGGAGAGAAAGGAUUAACGAGAGACUAAGGAUUUUGCAAAACCUCGUCCCUAAUGGAACAAAGGUAAAAAUAAAUCAUGCAAACGAUUAACACAUGCAGAUGAUAAAUAGGAAUCUUUGCAUGCAUUUGUUUUAAACAAACGUUUAUAAAUCUCUAAGCGGCUAUAAUUUCUUAAAUGUGUAACAGGUUGACAUCAGUACAAUGCUUGAGGAAGCCGUUCAUUACGUCAAAUUUUUGCAGCUUCAAAUUAAGGUACGGAGGGGUUUUGAUUUUAACGUUUUACGUGUAGAUUCAUGUGUUACAUGAAAAUGAUCUAAUUUUUAAAAAUAUUUUGUAAUUACGCAGUUAUUAAGCUCUGAUGAUCAAUGGAUGUAUGCGCCGAUUGCUUUCAACGGAAUGGACAUUGGCCUUAACCUACCGAGAUAAUACACGGAUCUUUUGAUUUUAGUCGGAGUUUUUUAAUAUAUAAGCAAAAAUGUAAUAUUGCUCAUUUUUAAUAUUCUCCGGCUUUGAACGAGUGCGAUUAUAUUUCUCGUACGAUGUUCAAUGUGAGAGAAAUGGAGAGUCACAUUCGAUUUUUGUAUAUUACAUUCUAAUUUUAUAUUCCAUUUUUCAAUAAACAUUUGAGCCAUUCUUUUAAAAUUUUAGAUGUUGAUGUUUCUUGGUAGCUGACUCUAUACCAUAAUCAAUUCAAUCUGGUUGUCCUCAUUAUAAUUUUACCGCAUAUGAUUCAAUAAUGUGCGACCACCAUUUAUUCAACGGUGUUGUCUCAUUGAUAAUAACUGUAUAAUAAUUAUAAAAAUACUAACAAAUAGAGCGAUAAACUAAUUUUUUGUUUUAGAAAAAGAAGAAAGAGCAAUUGGAGUGAUAAUAAAAGGAAACCGAAGUUAGGUAAUCUUUGACUUUUUUGGGAAUCUGUAAUAUUUAACUAUGUACUAUUGUUUUUAUGUGUCUUUAUGUGUAAUCAACUCCUAUUGUUAACUCUACAAAAUUAUUUUUCGUCAACAAGAAAGUAACUAAAUAUUUUGUAUAUUUGAAAACAAAUGCAACUAGAAAUAUACAUUUCUCAUACUUCAUGCUCGAAAUGUGUAAGAUUUAAUAUUGAGGUCGUUUUCUUUUUAUCUAUUUUUAUCAUCUGACGUUAAAUUCACCCGAGAAAAAUAUAUAACGGAAGAUGCUUAAGCCAUGAAAAACCUAUCAUUUGAUAAAUUGAAAAAAAAAACUAUCAUUUGAAUUCUGAGAAAUAUUUAUUUUUGAUCUUUUGGCACCAUUUUGUUAGUUCUAGUAGAUUGAGAUGCAAAAUAUUUGUAUCGGAUUGUAUAUUUAGUAAUGAAAUUCACGUACUUAUUUUUAAGAAAAUGAAUUAAACCCCACUUUAUAAAAUUAGUUGUAUUGUGAAAGCCAAAUACUCAUAAGAUCGUUGCAACAAGGACAUGACGAAUUAGCAGCUAUGGACAUGACUAAGCAGUCGAAUGUUAUAGUAUAUAAAUAUUUACAGCCAAAUAUAUGGUACGGUGUUGUGUAGCAUAUUCAUGAAGAACUUCGGCCGCAACAUGUUUCAUUCUCACACGUAUUCAUGAAGAAGACCAAUUCAUAGUUCAUGUAUCGUUUAAUAUAUACUUCUUACGAUGGAAUAUUUCAAUACUGGUUCUACGCAUUUCUACAUUCUGAUUUUUUAAUUAAAUAUAGAUUUCCCAUGCAAUAGAUGUGUUUAGACCCUCGUAUCAUACAUAUAAAAUUAACAACUAUUUCUUAAACCUUUUUUAAGAAAAUCAGAUAUUCCCUAAGAACAGCAUAUCCCUUCCACUCUAUAAUAUUAUCAGCAAUCAAUCUUAUUCAGGCAAUCAAUAUCUGAUACUUGAUUUUAAAAUAUGCUUAAUUUGAUGACAAAAAAACUUAUAUAUACUUAAUUCAUAUUCUUUAGAAAGAUUACAACUGUUUUAUUUUUGCCAACUAUUAGAACUAUUUCUUACAGCUUUGAAAAAUACUUACGAAUUCUUAAUUAAUUUAUAUCAGCAAACUUCUGUCAGCUUCGUAUCAGUUACUUAUAUAUUUUGUAACUUAUUAACAGGAUCACAGACAUAUAUAUAUUUCAAAUAUAUAUUGUGGUAGAAUUAGAUAUGUUAA